Messenger RNA from Symbiodinium necroappetens, 1080 nucleotides. NCBI's taxonomy places the organism in Eukaryota, Dinophyceae, Suessiales, Symbiodiniaceae. The record is from the annotation of a GenBank genome assembly.
AUGAAGUCGCUGUCCUUGGAACAGCUGCAGCGCCGGUUCGACCGACUCCGAUCUUUGCAGCGCCGACUGGCACGUGCUCCAGCGACGCACUUCAUUGCCUGUGGCAAAAGGUAUGAUCUGCCCCUUAGUGCGAGAACUGCGAAGCCAUGUGCUGAUGUUAUUCCUCCACGUAUUGUCGACUACAUGGCUGGAUUUUUUGAUGGAGAUGGAUGUGUGAGCAGACACAAGGACAAGUACCAACUGAGCGUUGGUCAAGCAGAAUCCGGCAGUGAGGUUCUGCUUCUCUUCAGGAACUUGCUGGGUGGCGGAAUCUAUGCAAAGGGCAGAGCGCAGGGUACACGGCAGGUCACUCUGCAGUGGUCUGUGUUCAGCAAGCGUGCUCAACAUGCUGCAGCUAAGCUGAGCCGAAGCUCUUGUUUUAAACAUGAAAAGCUAUGGCUGGCUGCAGCUCUGCCAGAACGGAGCCGGCAGAAUGGCAUGAAGCCAUCCAGGGCACUGUGCCGUUCUUGGUCCUACUUAGCUGGCUUUUUCGAUGCAGAGGGAAGCAUACGAAUUAGAUACCCGGCCGGCCUGACCUUACAGAUCGGGCAAACAUCUCCAUACGUGUUGUUUGCGAUCCAAGAUUUCCUUGCUCGUACGGGUAUCCAAUGCUCCGUUCAUGAAUAUAGCGGCCGUCACCUGCUGGAAGCCAACAGGACUGAAGAGUGCCGGCUCCUUUUGAAGAGACUCUUGACUGCAGGCCUCCGAGUGAAACGCCAUGCAGCCAGAGUCUCGUUGGAGCUAGCACCAGGCAACUUUCACCACGUUCGAAGCAAGCUGCAGGAAGUUGUCGGGCUGCAAAGUCGCUACAGGCGAUUGACUGCCGCAGGAGCUGAGCGUGCGUAUGAAAUUCAAAAGACAAGAACAAAGAUAGACCGCGGAGGUGGUAUCGCAGAAAUCGAACGUCCUCGGCUGGUCCAGUCGCAGUUGAUGAAUCUGCAAGCUACUCACCGCUUAAAGUGCGCGGAGGAACGGUAUGUGCUGCUCCGUGCCGAUAUUCGAUCACAACUGCGUCAAGGAGCCUGCAUCGGGAAUUCGUAG